AUGAUGCCCGGAAUGCCGCCGCCACCUCCUCCUCCCUCUCUAGGAGUAGGCAUGGUAAAGCCGCCUCCUCCCGUUCCGGGCCUUUUGAAGCCCCCUCCACCACCUCCUGGUGCACUGCCUGGGCCACCCGGGGUUGCACCCCCAGGCAUGCUGCUGAUUCCUCACCCAGGCCUCUUGCCGGUGGUGGCGCCAAAUGCAGCAGCCGCGGCAACGUCCCCUAGUCCAGCACCAAAAGCUGGCGGGAAUGCAGUACCUGCAAAUACAACAGGCAAGCAGUUCCCGUGGGAAGGCACCAGCGGAAUCCAAUGCAAGUAUGGCAGAGCCUGUAAAAACUCGCAGUGCACAGACACCCAUCCGACAGGACGUGGGAUCGAUGAGGAUCCUAACAGCACCAUUUGCAGAUUUGGACGGAAAUGCAAGCGACAGGGUUGCUUCUUCGUUCAUCCGCAAGGCCGUGAGGUAGAUGACGAUCCUUCAAAGGGCAUGUGCCGCCAGGGUGUGUCAUGUAAACGUGCGGACUGCUUGUACUCACACCCUGAGGGGCGAGUGGUAGAAGGACAGGAGUCGAGAGCUUGCCAUAUUUGUGGCAUUGCUGGCCACUUGAUGAAAGACUGCCCAAAGCGCAGAGGUGCGGCGGCGCUGCCUUUGGUCAAGGGUCAGUAUGUGACCUUGGCGGAUUUUCCCUCUGAUUGGGAGUCCAAGUCGACCGAGGACUUGACAGCACAGCUAGCUGAAGAGCUCGAGGUCUUCGGAUCGUUGACAUUGGCACCAAUUUUGAUAGAUGGACACCGGAAAGCUGUGGGUGCCUUUGAAGAAGAGGAGGCAGCAAAAGCUGCUGUGGAUGCUUUACAAUCCAUUAUCAGCAUCGAGCUGCGCGACCCUCCAAUGCAGAAUGUGGCUGAUGGGAAGCCAGGAUCUGUUCUAAUCCAGGAUUUUCCUGCCAGAUGGCAAGCCUCAGACAUUGGCGCGCUGUUGCACGGCACAGUGAAGCCAAGCUCCCUCGUUAGCAUCGAAAUGGUACCAGGGCCCGGCGAGGGCGAAGGCGGAAAUGGUGGCGGGGCACGUGUGAGGAUGCGUGACUUCGGCACUGCAAGAGAAGCUGCAAAGGAGCUCCAGGGCCAAAAGGUUGCAGGAAAACCCUUGCACAUCGUUCUUGAAGACGAGGACGGCUUGUCGCAUGACAUUGAUGAGACGGAGGAGGUACCCAGACCGGGCAAGGACUAUCCAGACCGGAAGGUGGAUGGCAUUGAAAUGUGCCAGGACUACAGGAUGGAUCGCUGCACGCGUGGUGAUCGGUGCAAAUUCUCGCAUGGUGAGGAUGACAGCGACGAAAAGAAAGCUCGAUUAGAGAAAGAGCGCAGGCGGCGCGAGGAGAGGGAGCGGGACAGAGACCGCGACCGUGAUCGGCGAGACCGGAGGCGCUCCCGAAGCAGGAGUCGAGAGCGUAGAAGAUCGCGUAGUCGGGACCGAGAUCGUGACCGCGAUCGGGGAAGCAAAAAAGGCAAAAUACACGUCAUACAUAUUGACGAGUUGAGAAUGCCAAAUAGGCCGGAUGUUGAGCCUGCUCCCACGGACGUCGAACUAUUCGUUGACCCGCUUCCAGACGAGGACCUGAUGGACACGUGCCUCAAUGCCUUCGGCUCGACUGAAGACAUCUAUGUCCUUCCGAUCCCCGGCCCACGCAAAGGCUACGUGAAGUUCAGGGACCAUGGCGCGGCAUGCCGUGCAGUGGAGGCUGGCUUCGGCUCCUGGUCAGAGUCCGAGCGAGUGCUGUCAUCUCAACGUUCAAAGAAGAAUGAAGCAACUAUUGCGACAUACCCGGAUAGCAUUAUCGCCAGACUGGUUGGGUCCAGAGGCGAUGCCAUCAAGAAGUUGCAGGAAGAGAGCGGCGCAGUUUGGAUCCACCUGCGUGGUGAGGAUUUAGGUCAUUCAGAUUAUAAGUUCUCGAGUUCUCAGCGGGUGCACUUUGUCGCCGAGGCCGAUGACAGUGCCGUGCCGAAAUUGAAGGAAGCGCUCGAAAGAAGGCUCCACGACAUUCACGACAACAUCAUCCAGACCUUGAAAGAGAAAGGAGGUGGCCGAAGAGAUCGUGAGCGGGGCCGGGAGUUUGAGGAUCCGUGGAUGCAGGCCGCGCAUCAUCCGCCACCUCCGGCCUGGUGGGGACAUCCGCCUCCUCACCCAGACCCUUGGGGUGCCCCACCUCCUUGGGGACCACCGCCGCCCGGAUGGUAA
Symbiodinium pilosum is the source of this 2232-nucleotide messenger RNA. NCBI's taxonomy places the organism in Eukaryota, Dinophyceae, Suessiales, Symbiodiniaceae. The record is from the annotation of a GenBank genome assembly.